CCUAGUCUAGGACGACAGAUGUUUAAUUAUAUGAAUGUAAGGGAGUGUACCACAGGCCAGCAUAUCAAGCAAGGCUGCAUGCGAAUUGCAUGCCUCUAUCUAUCUCCGGGCUGACCUAAUGACUAGACAAGAAGGCCGUUUGUCCGAUCUCAUCGCUGAGCUUCACUUGAAAGGCGAUCUCCAUACCGCAGUCGAUGUGUUGUAGCUGCUGCUGAUGCUGUUGAGAGAUGUUGUACAACAAGGGAUGCGAAAAGUGGGACCUGUACUCUUGCGGCCUUAGUUGGGUUCGUGUCAUGAAGAGCUGGCUGGCUUGGCUUUGGUGCGGCACUGUGGCUGUUCGGGUGAAAUUGGAUUGCCAGUGAUCAUUCAAAUGAUGAGAGUUCAAGAACCUUCUUAACUCUGGUGAUGGUGCGAGCCGGAAGAGGACAUAGCCUCGAGCCUGAGGCGGGUUCAGAGUGACUCACAGUACUGUAGGCGGUAGUUUCUCCCUCGCGACUUGGUUGAUGCUGCUUAUUACCAUGAGCAGAGGGAGGGGGCCUGCGAGUACAGAUCUGACCGUGGCCGAGGGCAAGAACACAUGGAAGUAAAGGGAAGGCAGGCCAGGAACUAGGAUGGAGUUUUCUACGUGUAGACGAAGGACCACUUGGACUAAACGGACGGGGAUGGGCGAUGGGGGUGGCAGCAGCAACAGCAGUACUGCGGUGUGUUUCACGACGGAGGGUUCCUCAGCAUCUAUCCGGACCCUCGGCAACGCCGGAUCUAGAGAAAAUGAGAGAAACAACAAUGGGACGAGACGUUACGUCUCCAGGGGAGGGACUGGCUGGAUCAUUUCAAGAGGAGCAAGUUCGACAUUCCAUCACCUACCAACCUAUUGAAUGGAUGACAUUCCGAAUGACGACACCUAAUGUUUCUAACAACCAAUCAAGUGUAGCCAUGAGCUCACUCAGUGGCUCGUAGCAUUCAGGAUGAUGAUGAUGACGAUGACGAUUCAGUCGCUGACUAUCAGACAAAACCUUCUCUCCCCAGUAAUGCAUUGCUACGCUGCUGCACUGCUCUGCUCUGCAGGACUUCUAAUUGUGGACACGAAGUCCAAUGCUGAUAGUUAUGGUCGUGCUGUGUAUGAUCACUCGAGGUCAAAUCAGCUCAUAACGUUAGUUCCGUCUGCUUCCUACCGUCGUAUGGCUUCAAGGCUUAUGCGUUUCCUCCUAAGGAGACUUCUUAGUACAUGAGGCUGGACGCGUAGGUCCCGAUGAGACUAACUGACUUGAGAGCUCAUUACUGUAUAGUAAAUCUUCGGCAUUCAUUGGCCAUGUACUGUACUGUAUCUGCAAAAGCAGCCGUCGCUAUUCGCCCGUCGCUCCUAUUCUUAGAUUUGCGCUCAUGCUAAUGUAGGCGAGUUGUUUCAAUCAAUGAACGAGAAACUGAGAAUAUGGAUCCGACGAUAUUAAUCCGAGAUUCUCCUCGACGGCUUUGGAGCUCAUAAGUUGGAAGAGAUUUCGUUAUUCAAUGACCGAAUGAAUACGUCUCAUUCUGGUUGUUGAUAUUAGAGCUGCUCAGAAAGGAAAGCCAUGGCAUUAAAAAAAAAAUGCUGCAGACGAAAAAUUGCUCAUGUCGCCAUUUGGGUACUGACUUUUGCUAAUUUAGUCCGAACUUUAUCUACCGUGUCCAAAA
Messenger RNA from Marchantia polymorpha subsp. ruderalis, 1671 nucleotides. Lineage: Eukaryota; Viridiplantae; Streptophyta; Marchantiopsida; Marchantiales; Marchantiaceae. The record is from the annotation of a GenBank genome assembly.